AUGGGGGCCGUCCGGCCUCUCGGGAACAGAUUCUGCCGGGGAGAGCGAGCGCCUCCCUUCCUCGCGCCGAGGAUCGGCUGGGGCCGCCGCCAGGCAAGUUCACCCCGGGAGCGGGUGCCGCGGGCCGAGAUGCUCCUCCGGGACCUGGUGCUGCGCCGUGGCUACUGCUGGCCCUCACUGCUGCUGCACUGCGCGCUCCACCCGCUCUGGGGCUUCGUGCAGGUGACGCACGGGGAGCCCCGGAAGUCCUGCUCCAAGGUGACCGACAGCUGCCAACACAUCUGCCAGUGCCGGCCUCCGCCCCCGCUGCCCCCGCCCCCGCCGCCCCCGCCGCCUCCCCGACUCCUCUCCGCCCCAGCUCCCAACGCCACCUCGUGUCCCACUGAGGAAAGCUGGUGGUCGGGGCUGGUGAUCAUCAUCGCGGUAUGUUGUGCCUCCCUGGUGUUUCUCACUGUGCUUGUCAUCAUUUGCUACAAAGCCAUAAAGAGGAAACCCCUGAGAAAAGAGGAAAACGGCACCGGUGUUGCUGAGUAUCCCAUGACCUCCUCGCACAGCAACAAAGGGGUGGACGUGAACAGCGCCGUGGUGUGAGUCUGCAGGCCCUGGGCCGCUGGCCAGAGGGCCACCUCGGCGGCACUA
Molecule: messenger RNA, 639 nt
Organism: Physeter macrocephalus (sperm whale)
Lineage: Eukaryota; Metazoa; Chordata; Mammalia; Artiodactyla; Physeteridae
Gene: PRIMA1
Product: proline rich membrane anchor 1
Source: RefSeq, a predicted model, not a curated record